AUGGAAAUGAUUCUUACAUUGAUACGAAUGAUAUCACAUACUAUAAAUCCAUUCCGAAGUUUCAAACAUAUAAAUUUUUAUUAUAAUUGUAUAAUGCAACAUGGAAAAUGUGCACGAUGGACACAUCAAACUAUAAAUUUAAUUUUCUACAUUAUAAUCUUUCAUCAUAUACAACUGUAUUUUAUACAAUGGUCACAUAAUUAUCGAAUUCUUCUAUACGAUAUUUUUUACAUCAUGAAAUUGGAUCCAAUCUUGAAUGUUCUUUAUGCAUUGUUAAUAUUUGUAAUAUUAUGCUUUGAACAUGCUCAUUAUUUUCGAUUGAAUUCUGGUAGAGUGUUAAAAAUUAUAAUCAACUCUUUGGAUAAAUCGGAUAAGUCGUACUUUGAUUUGAAAACAAACAAAUUCUUUAAUAUAUCAAUCAAAUAUCGACCUGGUCGAUCACCAGCCAAUUUAAGGAAGCUGACCAUACAAUUUGAAAAAUAUAUCUACUAUCUAGGACAAUUAUUUCUUCUGUUCCUAACUUUUGUUAACAUAUUUUGGCAUAUUCAAUUAAUCAAUUCGAUUAUAGAGAAUGAAUCAUUCUAUUUAAAUAAUUCUUUAAUCGUAAAUGUCAUCAAAAUUUUAAUAUCUGAAUUAAUGUUAAUUCUUUUGUUGACAUCAUUCUAUUCAUUUCUCAAUUAUGUCCGUCACGCAGGAAUAAUAGUCAUCUCUUGUUGUGCAGCUGGAUUAUUUAAAUUUCGACAACUUGAUGAAUUUCUUGUAGAUUAUUUUCAUCAAUUAACGCCGUAUAAAUUACGAAUAUUUUUCAUUUCACAUACAGAAACAAUUCGAUUGAUGUUCGAAAUGAAUAGAAUAUAUUCAUUACCAUGUACGGUUUAUAUAUUUGCCAAUAUUCCUUUCAAUGUAUUUCUUAUUAUGACAACAUUAUUUGCUGCAUCUGGAAAGGAUAACAUUGAACUAAUUAUGAUUUCAUUGAUGAUCAUUCAACAAUUUAUCGGUUUAUUUGGUGUUCAUUUAUUGAUUGCAUCAUUUUCAAAACAUAUCCAUAAAAAAAAUGUACCACGAUUAUUAUCAUUAAAUGCCCGUGCACGUUUUGAUUCGUUUCAAACGCAUUUUAAAGUGGUAAAUUUCAUUCAAAAAUUUCAUACACAAAACCGUUAUGGUCCUACCUAUUAUCGACAUGGUACAUUAUCAUUGAAUACGUUCUUGAAGUCAUUGAUUAUCUAUCAGAAGGUAAUAAUUAUGGUGUAUAAAAUAUAUAAGAAUGCAAAACAAACAUGACC
This is a messenger RNA of Dermatophagoides farinae (American house dust mite), 1283 nucleotides long. Lineage: Eukaryota; Metazoa; Arthropoda; Arachnida; Sarcoptiformes; Pyroglyphidae. The record is from RefSeq and is a predicted model, not a curated record.